Molecule: messenger RNA, 1587 nt
Organism: Ogataea haglerorum
Lineage: Eukaryota; Fungi; Ascomycota; Pichiomycetes; Pichiales; Pichiaceae
Exons: 1
Coding region: 1-1587 (528 amino acids)
Biological process (GO): carboxylic acid transport; transmembrane transport
Cellular component (GO): plasma membrane
Molecular function (GO): carboxylic acid transmembrane transporter activity
Source: RefSeq, a predicted model, not a curated record
AUGACAUAUUUAGCAGAUCUUCCUAGAGUUCUAAGGAAGGAGGUUGCCUGGGGAAAAGAGCAGUCCAACCAGGACGCGGAUAUCAUUCAGCCUUCGAUGUCACCAGGCAGGGUGGCAUAUAUACCUGAGGAAGCACUGAAACCGUCAGAGGAAACCAAAUCGUACUGGCCGAUUUUUACUGCGGGUGCAGGGCUCUUUUCUGAUGGUUAUGUGAACAACUCCGUCGGUACAGCCACCACAUGCUUGAAAAAAAUAUAUGGUGUUGAGGCGUUCACUAGAUCGGACGCCAUGAACAAUGUUUCCUCCAUUGCAUUUGUGGGAACAGUUGUGGGUCAAUUGUCUUUUGGGGUUUUUUCUGAUUACGUCAGUAGAAAAGCCGGUAUGCUUAUUUCUUCUGCAGGACUUAUUUUGUUUGCGAUCCUGUCCGCCGGAUCGUGGGGUGUUGGAACGGAAGCCAAGUAUGGCGGACACCCAGGAGGUCUCUUCGCGGCCCUGACUUGUUAUAGAUUUUUCCUUGGUAUCUUCAUUGGUGCGGAGUAUCCAACAGGAUCCGCAGCUUGUGCUGAGGCUUCGGCGCUCUUGCCAGCGGGACAUAGAAACAGAUGGUUUGCCUGGUUCACGAACUUCAUGAUUGACCUUGGCUUUGUUAUUUCUGCUUUUGUGCCAAUGGUUUGUCUGUGGAUCUUUAGCCCGGACAACCUGCAGCCUGUUUGGAGAAUCACGCUUGGCCUCGGUGCUCUUCCUCCUUUGUCUCUGUUUUUCCUUAGAUUGAAAUUCAAGGAAAACAAGCAAUUCCAAAAAACCAACUUCAAACAUGUUCGAGUUCCUUGGCUCCUCGUUCUCAAGUAUUACUGGUUCAGACUUUUGAUUGUCAUGGUGAUCUGGUGGAUAUACGAUUUCUCGGCCUAUGCUUUCGGAAUUUAUUCGUCAACGAUUUUGGAUAUCAUUAUUCCAGACGGUGAUCUUUACAAGACCUUCGGCUGGAACGUGGUGUUCAACUUGUUCUACAUGCCAGGCGCCUUCCUGGGUGCCAUUGUGGCAGAUUACCUCGGCCCAAGAAUUACACUGGUCAUUGGUGUUUUCUGCCAAGCUGUCUUUGGUUUCGCCAUGGCGGGCUCCCUGAGUACCCUAAAACAUCACAUUGCUGGCUUCGUGGUGGUGUACGGUAUAUUCAUGACGUUCGGAGAGUUUGGUCCAGGUGAUCAGAUCGGUCUGCUUGCCUCCAAAACGUGCGCUACUCCUGUGCGUGGGGUUUAUUAUUCUAUCGCUGCUGCAUUUGGAAAGAUUGGUGCUUUUUGCGGAACCUGGGCAUUCCCAAGUUUUCAGGCUCACUACAAGGGAGACAUGGGACUAAAGGCUCCUUUCUAUCUGGCAUCUGCGCUGGCUAUACUCGCUGGACUGUUAGCUCUUUUCCUGCUUCCCCCUGUUGACCAAGAAGCCAUGCAAAGAGAAGAUGUCAACUUCCUGAGAUACCUCCAGGAGAACGGCUUUGAUAUCUCUCAGCUUGGUGGAGGCAAGCUUGGUGAGGUCAUGAAGAACUUUGAGACCGUGCAUGAGGAGAUGGACAGUCCGAAAGCGUCAGAAUAA